This is a messenger RNA of Aaosphaeria arxii CBS 175.79, 984 nucleotides long. RefSeq lists its product as uncharacterized. The record is from RefSeq and is a predicted model, not a curated record. The coding region runs from base 1 to 984 and encodes 327 amino acids. The transcript is spliced from 3 exons. NCBI's taxonomy places the organism in Eukaryota, Fungi, Ascomycota, Dothideomycetes, Pleosporales.
AUGCUCGCAUCAUCGAGCGUCGCCCUUGUCCGAUUUCACUGCUCACAGUUGGUGGUUGAGAGACUUGAUCCUUUAGUGAACCCGGGUCAGAGACCUUCAGCACAUGUUCACCAGAUUGUUGGUGGAAACUCUUUUAACGCGACGAUGGAACCUACGAAAGACAUGCCAGGUGAAUCAACGUGCACAAGCUGCCAAUUCAGUGACGACUUCUCGAAUUAUUGGACGGCGGUUCUGUAUUUCCGGGCACAGAAUGGAAGCUACAAACGCGUACCUCAAAUGGGCAAUAAUCAAUUCGAAAGGGCGAAAGGGGGAUUGACUAUCUAUUACAUGCAAGAUGCUAUCUAUGAGACGAAGCAGACGUCUAAAGUCACUGCCUUUAAACCAGGAUUCCGCAUGUUUGUUGGCGAUGUAUACGCUCGAACGCUUGACGAAGCAGCCCGCUAUCGGCAACUUACGUACACUUGUUUGGACACGUUUGUAACCCGUGCACCCGAGACGAUCGCCUUUCCCACUCGGAAAUGUAAAGAAGGAAUCAUGACUUCCCUUCGAUUCCCAACAUGCUGGGAUGGUAAGAACCUGGAUAGCCCUGAUCACAUGGCACACAUGAGUUAUCCGGAGACAGGAACAUUUGAAAGCAGUGGGCCCUGCCCGGCUACACAUCCUGUACGUACAGCGCAGGUCAUGUACGAGGUUAACUGGGACACAAAACCUUUCAACAAUCUAGAAUGGCCUGCAGAUGGAAGUAACCCAUUCGUUUGGUCGUUUGGCGAUGCGACAGGGUAUGCGAAUCAUGCGGAUUACAUGUUCGGAUGGAAGGACGACAGUUUGCAGAAGAUCUUGGACUAUCCAUGCCAUUUUACCACAAAUUGCUCAGAGAGCGGUGCAAAGAUGCAGAGCAUCGAAGCGAUGAACAAAUGUACCCAGCCAGUUACAGUCGACGAGGACAUUGAUGGAUGUAAGUACAACUGUGAAACCGGAACAUGA